AGGAGGAGGAGGAGGCUGACACCAUGACACAGGUCAGGGAGAGCCCCCCCUGCGGGCGGCUCCGGAACUACAAGUCCCGCCAUGCCGUGCGGCGGCCGCGGAGUAGUUGGACGGUGAUGGGCUGAACUCUCCCCAUCCAGCAGCCGAGCACAGAGCGAGGUCAGAGCGGGGGAGCACGGGCGAGGAGCGGCCCAGCACCGGCGGCGGCAGGAGGAUCGGUGCGGCGGGUGGGGGAGGCAGAGAGAGAGGAGUCUCCGCGGGAUACGGGACAUGCUUCUCCCGGGCUGAAGCAGCACUCCAGUCCCCGGCUUCGGCCUGGCCUGAGCUGGGAGCGUAUCCCGGUGUCCGCAUCGGCUCUGUGACCCCGGCAGCGGCAGGAUGACGUCCAAGGGCAAGAAAUGGGACGCUAACGCUGCUCUCCCGGACUACGAUAAACUGCGCCAAGCAAAUGCAGGUGGCCUAGCGCAUACCUACAACGACACACGGAACUUCAAACCCCCAGAAGCGGCUCACCCUAUGAGACCGGCACUGCAGCGGCCGGAUGACAUCAUACAAGAGAAACGCCUGUCCCGAGGUAUUUCUCACGCGAGCUCCUCCAUAGUCUCCCUGGCCCGAUCCCACGUUUCCAGUAAUGGUAGCAACGAGCACACCCUGGAGACGCCCGUCUGUACCUUCCAGCUCCCUGACCUUACCGUCUACAAUGAUGAUUUCCGCAGCUUCAUCGAGCGUGACCUGAUUGAGCAGUCCAUGCUGGUGGCCCUGGAGCACGCUGGUCGUCUCAACUGGUGGGCACAGUUGGACCCUUCCUACCAGAGGCUGCUACCUUUGGCAACCACGGGAGAUGGGAACUGCUUGCUUCACGCGGCAUCCCUUGGGAUGUGGGGCUUCCAUGACCGAGACCUCAUGCUCCGCAAGUCCCUCUAUACGUUGAUGGAUAAAGGGGUGGAGAAAGAAGCUCUGAAGCGGAGGUGGCGAUUCCAGCAAACCAUGCAGAAUAAAGAGUCCGGCCUAGUGUACACGGAGGAGGAGUGGCAGAAAGAGUGGAACGACUUGAUAAAGCUUGCAUCCAGUGAGCCGCGUAUGCAUUACGGUACCAACGGGGGGAGCUGUGCAGGAGCUGAAGGCUCAGAGGAGCCGGUAUAUGAGAGCCUGGAGGAGCUCCAUGUCUUCGUACUGGCUCACGUUCUGAAGAGACCGAUUGUGGUGGUGGCAGACACUAUGCUGAGGGACUCCGGGGGAGAAGCAUUUGCCCCAAUACCUUUUGGAGGCAUCUACCUUCCUUUGGAGGUCCCGGCAAGCAAAUGCCACAGCUCCCCACUGGUUCUGGCGUAUGACCAGGCCCAUUUUUCUGCCCUGGUGUCCAUGGAACAGAAUGAGCAGAGCAAGGAUCAAGUGCCUUUCAUCCCUCUGACCGACUCUGAGCACAAGUUACUGCCGGUGCACUUUGCAGUAGACCCGGGCAAAGACUGGGAGUGGGGCAAGAAUGAUUCUGAUAACGUGCGGCUGGCAGGUGUCACGUUAUCUUUGGAAGCGAAGUUAAACCUGCUGCACAGUUACAUGACUGUGACCUGGCUCUCUCUGCCGUGCGAGAUGCAGGCUCCUCUUGCCCAGCCAGAGUCUCCGACUGCAUCUGCUGGGGAUGACGCACGGUCUGCUGCCGAAUCUGGAGAGUCGGACAAAGAGUCCGUAUGCAGCAGCUCCGCAAGCAACGGGGGCAGCAAGACCGGGAAAGAGAGAGACAAGGAGAAAGAGAGGCUGAAAAAAGAAAAAGACAAGGAGAAAGAGAAGAAGAGAGCAGACUCCGUGGCCAACAAGCUGGGCAGUUUUGGGAAGAGCUUGGGGAGUAAGCUGAAGAAAAACAUGGGUGGGUUAAUGCACAGCAAGAGUGGGAAGUCAGGAAUGAGCAACGGGCAGACGGACACACUGGAGAAGAAAAAGAAAGGGUCCAUGAAGGGGAGGAAAGGUAGCAAGGAGGACUUGUCCCAAGGCGAAGCCUCCACGUCCUCAGAGAAAUCCUCGCUCAAGACAACCACAGAUAAGACCCAGAAUGAUCCUUACAAGUAUAGCCACGAUGUCAAGCUGAGUCUCAGCAUCCUGCGAGCAGCCAUGCAAGGGGAACGCAAGUUCAUCUUUGCCUGCCUCUUGAAAACCAGCGAUCGUCAGCCUUACCAGAAGCAGAUGAUCCAGCGCUAUCUGGCCGAUGCUCACGAGAGGUUCCUGGCUGAGCAGAAGCAGAGAGAGGCAGAGAAAAAGAACCUCCUGAACUGCGGCACGGCAAAGAGGUUGGAGCAGGACAUGCUGCAACCUAAAGCCGACGAUCUUCUCCCACUGCCGUCCUACUCCCAAGUGACUAAUAACUAUGGGAUGCAGGGCAUGGAGUACGGUGGUGGCAUGAAAGGAGCACUGCCUUCCAGUUACUCUGGGGGCUUUACUAUCCCCAGACCUUCCAUAGCGAACACGUCAGACAGUCCCCACUCUCACAGCUACCAGGACAGUAGAAGGCAGGUAGCAGGUGGCUCUUGCAACAACCUGCCCUCCUACGCCACUCUCCCACGGCACUGCAUGCAGGCCCGCCCUCACCCGUACCAGUCUAGCCCACCACACGUGGGCUUGCUUCCUCCCUCAGAGACAGAACUUCCUCCGGUCUAUCCUGCGGAGGGUGACCAGACAGUCUGCAUCACGCACAGCAAUGGCUACAGAGAGUACACAGACACCAGCUCUCUGUCCAGAGCGAUAACCUCUGACAACGGCAAAACGCGGACACUCUAUAACGUCCAGCAGACCAAGUGUAAGCAGAUAAACUGCACUUUUUAUGGACACCCGGAAACGGGGAACUACUGUUCGUGCUGUUACAAGGAGGAACUGAGGCGAAAAGAGCGGGAAAAAGAGGCUUUAAUACACAGGUUCUGAGGGACUGAAAGUUACCUGGUGUUUUGAUUUAAAAUCCAUGAAGUGUUCCAGUAGGGGGCAGCAUAAGGGGGAGGUUGCAAUACUGUCUCUACAGACUUCUCCUGUAAGGGUUUGGUGAGAGUUGUCUACUCCCCAGAGAGGUGCAUAUAAACAAAGUGUACAAAUCGUAGAUGGUAUCUAGGACAGGUGAGGUAUAGCGCCCAUGUUUCGGAAACGUGGAUGUAAAGGUUUAUCGGGAGGAAAACAAAUGCAAAUUGGUAUUUUGUAAGUGACAACAGAUUUUCAAAACGUUGACUGCCUCCAUAGCACUUUAGAUAGAAAAUUGUAAACAAAAAAGAAAUAAAAAUUGUUUUUUUUUUUUUUUUUAAUAUUUAAAAUUCACGACUGAUCUGGUUUGGAUAAAGUUAAUCCCUCAAGUGCUGGGAGCAUAACUUGGGCAUGUAUCUGUUCACAAUUUGCCAGGCAAGGGGUCUUCAAACAAUAAAUAAAUACAUAGUUACACCAUUCCCAUUGCCUUCAUACCAGCUUCAGUUGCUUUGCAAAGUCCCUGUAAAAUUGAUGGUUAAAGCUAGAUAUUUCCCCCGCCCCCCGCUUAGAAGCAGCAGUUAAUGUCUCCCAUCGCCAGUGCAGAGCGGCAGCCAUUUUGUGUGCUGAGAAUGCGGCCUCCUUCACUAGCAGCUAGUGAUAGCACUGAGGCAAGAGGCAGUAAGGUUGCGAUUGGCUGACUAAGAUGAACGUUUUACUAAAUGCAAUAAUCUUUCCACACACAUACUAUAACUACAUUACCAACACCAUACAUGGCUACGCCAUUUCAGUCCAUUGAGCCAGGUUCUCUUGUGUUGGGUAAUUCCAGUAAAUGAUCUGUGUGCUAGUCAGUGAAACGGCGGCCAUCUUGAAUGUAAUAACUACAUUAUAUUGGAAAUAUAAAAAUGUUCCGGGUCCCUUUUUUGAGAUCAUAUCUCAGUUUGACAUCACUGUUAUGUAGCUUCCUGAGGAAAGAAAAAAAGCAUUUAAAAAAAUCACCGAAGUGGGCGUGGACUAAUUUAGAAGUGCACGUUAACACAGCGGUCAAGUGAGUGAGUGCAAUUUGCUCAAAGGCUGACGUUUUAUUACAGAUCCUGUAAUUUUGAGAGCAUUUUUUCUCCCCAAUUAAACCUAAAAUGAUUUAUUCUAAAUAUAGAAGCCCUUUGGUGGUUCAAUAACCUCUAAACAGUUUGCGCUGCAAAUAAAAGGCUGGUACUAGACUGCAAAUUCAUGUAGAAAUAUCAGGUAUUUAAUCUACUACCAACAUUUGAAUCCCAUUCUAUUUCUUGUAAUGUAAAAAAAAAAAUAUUGUAAGAAUUUAUAGCAAUUGGUUUCAUUUCAAACUCUUCAUUAAGUCAGAUCAACAGCAGGAAUGUCAAGAUGUAUAACCCUGAAGAUCCUUCUUCUGUAAGACUUUUUUUCUUUUAAUAUUAUUUGCUCAUCUGUUGACACGUUUUGGAGGUAUAUUAUGCCCCCCCCCCCCCCCCCAACCGGUUAAAGUCUACCCUGCGACUACAGACAUUGGAGGUAGCCAUUUUAUGGACCGUACUAAAUAGCAUCCUAUCCGUUUACCACAGAUUGUGGAGGCAGCCAUUUUGUGGACCGUACUAAGCAGUAGCCUAUCCGUUCACCACAGAGGCCAUUAUUGGGGCUAUACCAAUUAGCUGCUUAUUCAUUCACUAUUGGCUAGUGAUAUCAUUGACUUCCCUUAAAUGUUAUUGGUCUAUAGGUGUCGUUGGUUUUGUUCUUUUAUCAUAACAAACUAACACUUGCUCUUAGAGCAGUGCUCCUCCUAAUGAGCACAUUCUGUGCUUAGAAAUAAAUAAAGUCCCCAUGGCCUGUCCACAUAGCAAUAAAUCUUUUUACAGAUAACAAGUGAAGUUCUUCAAUUGGCACAGGCACAAAUUUAAAACCACGUCCACUUAUACACGUGUCCUGCCCUCAUUUUGUGGCGCUGCUCACCAGCUUUCAUCGUGAUCUACAUUUCCCAUACUACCUCUGUUCUGGCUGAUAGAAAUCUCUAUUAAAAAUAUAUAUAUAAAAUGUUUUAUAUAAAUAUAUUAUGCCUGUGGCUCUAUUUUGAAGAGCUGAGAAUACUGUAACGGACCCUGAGGAAAGAAGGCGGGAAAGAUAUUUUUGAUAAUGUGAUGUUUUAGAUUAAUCUGUGGGAGGGAGAUCAAAUGAUGAUUGAUAACUUUGGUUUUGCUAAUUGUCUGCACCACGAAUUUGCCUUUUGUGUGAUUUUUUUUCAUCUCGUGGAUAGCAUCAUCUCACGUUAUAUCAUUUCCGAUCAUUCGUAAUGCGCAGAGCUAACUUCCAUUUUGCUUUGGCUCCCCUAUCAUUUUUUUCAUUCGAUUCUAUGUGUUUUGUUUUUUGUUCUGGACAUUUUAGCCAUAAAAAAACACUUAUGUAAAUAUGACCUAGCAAUGACAUAAAUGUUUUAUUUUAUGCAAUGCAUUGAAUGUUUGUUUUUCGCUGAAUUAACAUUUAAAGAUCAAAGUCUUUAGGCACUUUCUCAAGUAUUUCAUGUUUUGUUUUUGUUUUGUUUUUUUAACCUUUUUACAGCUUUUAACCAACUGCAGAUUUAUUUUUUAUACCCGGGAAUGCUACGUGGUAAAGUGUUUGUCACCUAAAGCAGUGGAGGCAGCCAUUUUGUGAGCUGAAUUUAUUUACAUGAGUAUACAGUCUAUCACACCAGUAGUGACAUUGCUGAGGUAAGGCACUAUUACUUCAGUCCAUAAAAUGGCUGCAGGUGGAAAGUUCUAGUCAGCUUGGUGAUGAUUUGGUGCAUUCAGGGUUUAACACUCAUUGAUUUCCAUUGGAUGGACAGCGAUGCAGUGAGUCAUCUUCAUAAAGGCUUAUGUAGGCGAUAUUUUUUUUUUUAUCUUCUAAUUUCGAAUAAAAAAAAAAAUAAUGAAAUGUGCGAAUCAGUUUAGAUUAUUCCAUAUGUGUUUUGUGUUUUUCACCACUGUCUUUUAAAGUAUAUCCAUCACCUGCUGUUGUGGCGGCCAUCUUGUGGGUUUGUCCAUUCAUUAGAAACUAGCGACUUCUUCAGAAGUUUGGGGAUAUUAGGUUCCGCUCAUAAAAUGUCUGCCAACACUGUAUAGCAAAAUAAGUCCCUAUAAAGCAGGGAUAUUUAACGUUCGGCCCUCCAGCUGCUGUGGAACUACACAUACCCUGCCACAGUUUUGCUAUGUGGGCAGGCAUGCUGGGAUGUGUAGUUACACCACAGCUGGAGGGACGCAUUUUGAACAUUUCUGCUGUAAACUUACUCAUUUUGUUAAAUACCCCUGUUUUCAAGGAAAACCUAACUUGUUUUUUUUGUUUGGGUUUUUUUUUCUUCCAUAUUUGCCUUGCUUAGCAGUAAUGCUUUUGUUUUCAGUGUGAUCCAGCAUCUGAAUUUAGGUGUUAAAUUAUUUUUGGAUAUAGCAUUUCCCAUUAAUUGUGUUUUGUAUGCAGACCUAUGCAAAUCUACCAUCUCAAGUCUGCAGAACGUUUACCAGUGUUGCAGGAACAUGCUUAUGAGGAUUAUAUGGAAUAUUUGCACAUUUCGGUCUCCUAAUCAUAAGUGUAAUUAAUCUGUCUUAAAGUGUGUGUGAUAGAUAUAUAUAUAUAUAUCUAUCUAUCACACACACACGCUCACAUUCUCUUCUAAACUGACAGCGCAGUCCGCAGAGACACCCGUGAUGCGGCGAUUAUUUAGCAGUAUUUGCACAAACCUUUCUAACUGUAGAGCACAAUGUCGGAGCGGGAGGCUGUAAUUGCGAGGUGUAUUGUUAACUGAAUGUUUUUGAAACUUUAUUUUUGUUUUGUUUUUUUUUUCUCGACAAAAGCUUUAAAUAACAAAACUAUUCUGUUCCGAGCAGCAUUGCCACUUAAAAUUUAUUGCAAUAAAAUUAAUUAAUGUUU
Molecule: messenger RNA, 6843 nt
Organism: Pseudophryne corroboree (corroboree frog)
Lineage: Eukaryota; Metazoa; Chordata; Amphibia; Anura; Myobatrachidae
Gene: OTUD7B
Product: OTU deubiquitinase 7B
Exons: 11
Coding region: 379-2910 (843 amino acids)
Biological process (GO): protein deubiquitination involved in ubiquitin-dependent protein catabolic process; protein K48-linked deubiquitination; protein K11-linked deubiquitination
Cellular component (GO): cytoplasm; nucleus
Molecular function (GO): zinc ion binding; DNA binding; K63-linked polyubiquitin modification-dependent protein binding
Source: RefSeq, a predicted model, not a curated record